GUCGGGCCCGCGAAGCGCACUCGGCCGCCCCGGACCAGACAUCGGCCGGGAGCGAUCUGCGCCUUUCCUGCUCCAGGUCCGGGCAGCAGCCGCCCGCAGCCGGGAUGGUGACGGUGGUCCUAGAGCCCGCGGGCCGCUGCAGCUGGGACGAGCCCGUGCGCAUCGCCGUGCGCGGCCUGGCCCCGCGACAGCCCGUCACGCUGCGCGCGUCCCUGCGCGACGAGAAGGGCGCGCUCUUCCGGGCCCACGCGCGGUACGAAGCCGGCGCCGGCGGCCUCCUGGACCUGACGCGCGCGCCCGCGCUGGGCGGCAGCUUCGUGGGGCUAGAGCCCAUGGGGCUCUUCUGGGCCCUGGAGCCGGAUAAGCCGCUUUGGCGAUUUAUGAAGCGGGACGUGCAGACGCCCUUCGCCGUGGAGCUGGAGGUGCUUGACGGCCACGAGCCCGACGCGGGUCGUGUCCUGGGCCGGGCGGUGCACGAGCGCGAGUUCCUGCGGCCGGGCGUGCGGCGGGAGCCGGUGCGCGCGGGCCGGGUGCGCGCCACGCUCUUCCUGCCCCCAGGACCUGGACCUUUCCCAGGGAUCAUUGACAUCUUUGGAUUUGGAGGGGGCCUGUUGGAAUAUCGAGCAAGCCUUUUGGCUGGUCAUGGUUUUGCCACAUUGGCUCUAGCUUAUUAUAACUUCGAAGAUCUCGCCAAGGAAAUUGACAGCAUACACCUGGAGUACUUCGAAGAAGCCCUGUGCUACAUGCUUCAACAUUCCAAGGUAAAGGGCCCAGGCAUUGGGCUUCUGGGCUUUUCUUUAGGGGCUGAUAUUUGUCUUUCUAUGGCCUCAUAUUUGAAAAACAUCUCAGCCACAGUUUCCAUCAACGGAUCUGGGUUCAGUGGAAACAGACCCAUACGGUACAAGCAGACUUGCAUCCCACCAUUGAACCAUGAUUUUAGAAGACUCAAGGUAGCCUUCUCAGGCCUCCUGGACAUUGUGGAUAUACGAAAUGAUGUUAUAGGAAGGCAUGAGAACCCCAGCAUGAUUCCAAUAGAGAAGGCCCAGGGGCCCAUCCUCUUCAUCGUUGGUCAGGAUGACCAUAACUGGAGGAGUGAGUUAUAUGCCCAAAUAGCCUCUGAACGGUUACAGGCCCAUGGAAAGGACAAACCCCAGAUCCUCUCUUAUCCUGGGACUGGGCAUAAUAUUGAACCUCCUUACUUCCCCCUAUGCCCCGCUUCUGUGCACAAAUUACUGAACAAACCUAUAAUGUGGGGUGGGGAGCCCAGGGCUCAUGCUAGGGCUCAGGAAGAUUCAUGGAAACAAAUUCUAACCUUUUUCUGCAAACAUCUUGGAGGUACCCAGAAUAUAGCUUCCCCUAAAUUAUAAUGUGUUGGUCUGUUACUGACAUGAGAAAUUCAAGGUCAGAUUCUGGUUUUCAGAAUCAGUUGUCCCCUGGAUGAUGUUAAAUUCAUGUCGUGGGUAUUAAUGCUGUACUUUAGGUAAAAUUUUUAAUACAUUAUGUUUUCAUUAAUUUUA
Neogale vison (American mink) is the source of this 1517-nucleotide messenger RNA. RefSeq names its product peroxisomal succinyl-coenzyme A thioesterase-like. The transcript is spliced from 3 exons. The coding region runs from base 105 to 1367 and encodes 420 amino acids. Lineage: Eukaryota; Metazoa; Chordata; Mammalia; Carnivora; Mustelidae. The record is from RefSeq and is a predicted model, not a curated record. Gene Ontology annotation, biological process: acyl-CoA metabolic process; fatty acid metabolic process. Gene Ontology annotation, molecular function: fatty acyl-CoA hydrolase activity. Gene Ontology annotation, cellular component: peroxisome.